CACUCUCUUAUUACAGGCUUUAGGGAGUCUCGCUCCCUUUUUCUUCUAGAGCCGGCUGCUGUUUGUGAGAGAAGACUUUUCCUUUCGCCCCUUCAUCGCCAUGGUGACUCCGGCCCCCGCUGGGGAGGAAGACGUUUUCAGCCGCUACCGCUCCCCCCUUGUCUCGCGCUACGCCAGCCCCGACAUGGCUUUUAACUUCAGCGAGAGGAAGAAGUUCGGCACCUGGCGGCGGCUCUGGCUUUACCUGGCUCAAGCAGAAAAGUCAUUGGGUCUAGCCAUCAUAGAUGAGCAAAUACAAGAAAUGGAAGCAAAUCUGGACAACAUAGACUUUCAGAUGGCUGCAGAGGAAGAGAAGCGGUUGCGUCAUGAUGUAAUGGCCCAUGUACACACAUUUGCCCACUGUUGUCCAAAGGCUGCAGGAAUAAUUCAUCUUGGAGCAACUUCCUGCUAUGUGGGAGAUAAUACGGACUUGAUUGUUCUUCGGGAUGGAUUCAAUCUGCUGCUUCCCAAGCUUGCUAGAGUGAUCAACCGUCUGGCAGACUUUGCUGAGAAGUAUGCCGACUUGCCAACUUUGGGCUUCACUCACUACCAGCCUGCACAGUUAACCACUGUGGGUAAACGUUGUUCCCUAUGGAUCCAGGAUCUGUGCAUGGACCUGCACAAUUUUGAGCGAGCACGAGAUGAGUUGAGGUUUCGGGGUGUGAAAGGCACCACUGGCACCCAGGCCAGCUUCUUGCAGCUCUUUGAAGGAAAUCAUGACAAAGUGGAGGAGCUAGACAGGCUGGUGACUGCAAAGGCAGGAUUUAAGCGAGCUUAUAUUGUCACAGGACAGACGUACAGUCGCAAGGUGGAUAUCGAAGUCCUGUCUGUUCUGGCUAGUCUAGGGGCAUCUGUACAUAAGAUCUGUACCGAUAUCCGCCUUCUGGCAAACCUCAAAGAAAUAGAGGAACCGUUUGAGAAAGAACAAAUAGGUUCGAGUGCCAUGCCUUACAAACGGAAUCCCAUGCGUUCAGAACGUUGUUGCAGUUUAGCUCGCCACCUUAUGACUCUAGUCCUGGAUCCCCUCCAAACAGCUUCUGUGCAGUGGUUUGAACGCACUUUGGAUGAUAGUGCAAACAGGCGUGUGGCCUUAGCUGAGGCCUUCCUUACUGCUGAUAUAAUACUUAGUACCUUGCAGAAUAUUUCUGAAGGUCUUGUGGUGUACCCCAAGGUGAUUGCAAGACGUAUUCAACAGGAGUUGCCUUUCAUGUCCACUGAAAAUAUUAUCAUGGCUAUGGUGAAAGCUGGGGGCAAUCGCCAGGAUUGUCACGAGAAGAUACGUGUCCUGUCCCAGCAAGCAGCUGCUGUUGUAAAACAAGAAGGAGGUGACAACGAUCUCAUUGCUCGUAUCCGUGCUGAUCCUUACUUCAGCCCUAUCCAUGAGCAGCUGGAAGCCCUCCUUGAACCCACAUCCUUUACUGGGCGUGCUUCCCAACAGGUGACAAGAUUCCUGAAAGAAGAGGUCUACCCAAUGCUGACCCAAUAUCAGAGCAAGAUGGGUGUGAAAAUGGAGCUUACUCUUUGAAUUAGGGUUUUAUUGGAGUGUGUGCGCGUAAAGGAUAAUAAAGCAUUUUUUAAAAUGUA
Messenger RNA from Eublepharis macularius, 1623 nucleotides. It is a transcript of the gene ADSL, whose product is annotated as adenylosuccinate lyase. The record is from RefSeq and is a predicted model, not a curated record. Gene Ontology annotation, cellular component: cytosol. Gene Ontology annotation, molecular function: (S)-2-(5-amino-1-(5-phospho-D-ribosyl)imidazole-4-carboxamido) succinate lyase (fumarate-forming) activity; N6-(1,2-dicarboxyethyl)AMP AMP-lyase (fumarate-forming) activity. Lineage: Eukaryota; Metazoa; Chordata; Lepidosauria; Squamata; Eublepharidae. The coding region runs from base 101 to 1564 and encodes 487 amino acids. The transcript is spliced from 13 exons. Gene Ontology annotation, biological process: 'de novo' AMP biosynthetic process.